Messenger RNA from Mandrillus leucophaeus (drill), 1968 nucleotides. RefSeq names its product penta-EF-hand domain containing 1 (gene PEF1). Gene Ontology annotation, molecular function: calcium ion binding. The coding region runs from base 372 to 1223 and encodes 283 amino acids. The transcript is spliced from 5 exons. Gene Ontology annotation, biological process: COPII vesicle coat assembly. Lineage: Eukaryota; Metazoa; Chordata; Mammalia; Primates; Cercopithecidae. The record is from RefSeq and is a predicted model, not a curated record.
AACUACGUCACUAUCAUGCGUCCCACUUGCCAGGUUAUAACAUGGCUACCGCAGCGACAUCCCACCCAGGCUUCUCACUAAAUAUCCCAACCUGACCACCGCUUGGGCCCACUCCAGCUCAGAAAAGGGAGGAACAUUAGCGCCGGCACAGCGGCCAAGACUUCCGGAAGCUCCAUCAGUCACUUAGCUCCCCUGGUCUCUCGGGUAGGCAUCCGCCCACCGCCUUUCGUCACUUCCGUCGGCCGAUUGCGCCCAAGAUUGACAGGCGCGGACUUCCAGUCAGAUGCGGGCCCAGCCCCAAAACCGAGGCGAGGGGCGGGUUUGAGAGCGGAAAGCCCCACCCCUUGCCUGCGUGUGACGUCAGAAUCGCCAUGGCCAGCUAUCCGUACCGGCAGGGCUGCCCAGGAGCUGCAGGACAAGCACCAGGAGCCCCUCCGGGUAGCUACUACCCUGGACCCCCCAAUAGUGGAGGGCAGUAUGGCAGUGGGCUACCCCCUGGUGGUUAUGGGGGUCCUGCCCCUGGAGGGCCUUAUGGACCACCAGCUGGUGGAGGGCCUUAUGGACACCCCAAUCCUGGCAUGUUCCCCUCUGGAACUCCAGGAGGACCAUAUGGCGGUGCAGCUCCAGGGGGCCCCUAUGGUCAGCCACCUCCAAGUUCCUAUGGUGCCCAGCAGCCUGGGCCUUAUGGACAGGGUGGCGCCCCUCCCAAUGUGGAUCCUGAGGCCUACUCCUGGUUCCAGUCGGUGGACUCAGAUCACAGUGGCUAUAUCUCCAUGAAGGAGCUAAAGCAGGCCCUGGUCAACUGCAAUUGGUCCUCAUUCAAUGAUGAGACCUGCCUCAUGAUGAUAAACAUGUUUGACAAGACCAAGUCAGGCCGCAUCGAUGUCUACGGCUUCUCAGCCCUGUGGAAAUUCAUCCAGCAGUGGAAGAACCUCUUCCAGCAGUAUGACCGGGACCGCUCGGGCUCCAUUAGCUACACAGAGCUGCAGCAAGCUCUGUCCCAAAUGGGCUACAACCUGAGCCCCCAGUUCACCCAGCUUCUGGUCUCCCGCUACUGCCCACGCUCUGCCAAUCCUGCCAUGCAGCUGGACCGCUUCAUCCAGGUGUGCACCCAGCUGCAGGUGCUGACAGAGGCCUUCCGGGAGAAGGACACAGCUGUACAAGGCAACAUUCGGCUCAGCUUCGAGGACUUCGUCACCAUGACAGCUUCUCGGAUGCUAUGACCCAACCCAUCUGUGGAGAGUGGAGUGCACCAGGGACCUUUCCUGGCUUCUUAGAGUGAGAGAAGUACGUGGACAUCUCUUCUUUUCCUGUCCCUUUAGAAGAACAUUCUCCCUUGCUUGAUGCAGCACUGUUCCAAAAGCGGGUUGAGAGUCCUGGAUCAUAGCCACCAAAUAGUGAGGACCGGGGCUAAGGCCACACAGAUAGGGGCCUGAUGGAGGAGAGGAUGGAAGUUGAAUGUCCUGAUGGCCAUGAGCAGUUGAGUGGCACAGCCUGGCACCAGGAGCAGGUUCUUGUAAUGGAGUUAGUGUCCCGUCAGCUGAGCUCCACCCUGAUGCCAGUGGUGAGUGUUCAUUGGCCCAUUAUCGUUACUACCUGUGUUCCCUCACCAGGCCAUCCUGUCACACGAGCCCAUUUUCUCCAAAGUGGAAUCUGACCAAGCAUGAGAGAGAUCUGCCCAUGGGACCAGUGGCUUGGAUUCCGCCACACCCAUAAAUCCUUGUGUGUUAACUUCUAACUGCCUGGGGCUGGCCCUGCUCAGACAAAUCUGCUCCCUGGGCCCCUCUGGCCAGGCUCUGCCUCCGCGGCUGGGACCCCUCACUUGCCUGCCAUGCCCUGCUCGGCUUCAGUCUCCAGGGGACAGUGGGCACCUCUCUCUGCCAAUACUUUUUUUAAUUUGCAUUUUUUUUCAUUUGGGGCCAAAAGUCCAGUGAAAUUGUAAGCUUCAAUAAAAGGAUGAAACUCUGG